Molecule: messenger RNA, 3389 nt
Organism: Oreochromis niloticus (Nile tilapia)
Lineage: Eukaryota; Metazoa; Chordata; Actinopteri; Cichliformes; Cichlidae
Product: CD209 antigen-like protein C
Exons: 7
Coding region: 1364-2170 (268 amino acids)
Source: RefSeq, a predicted model, not a curated record
UGUUAGCUGCUGUUCACUGUUGUUAAUCAAGCUUUCUUUGAAGUGGGUGUAACUUUGUUGGGCUUUGACGCUGAGUGAAUAAAGCCUAAUAUUAUGUGAGAAUGUAAUCAAACUAUUUAUCAAAGUGAAAGUGAUUUUUAGAACACUUCAGCCUAACAUCUGCUGGUAUAAUAAUAGCUUACACCAUGCUGCUGUUGUGUUUGCUGUCCAUCUCUUGUUCCUUUGCAAUGAGAGGGUUGCAUGUCUAAUCUGCUGACGAUAAGUAAUUGUGACAAUAUCAAGAAAAAAUAAGUAUGUUUAUGCAUGUUUCAUGUGUUAGACUCCUGACUUCAGCUCAGGAGACGAGGCAUGAAGUGAGGAUGAAGAGGAGCAUUUUAUUAAGAUUCUGUUCAGGUUUUCACUUCUUCUUCUUCUUCUUCUUUCAGACUUCUUGUUGUCUGUACUCUAGCCAUAUACAAAAAGAAAAUAAAACAAAACAACUGAACUGCAUCAAUCAAUAGUGCAAAAUAUGAAAGUAGGCUAAACUACUGGAGUAAAAGAUGGCUAUAGCCACUGUGACUUCACCUGAUGGAUGAAAUGUGUUUGAAACAGGAUGUGGAAUGCAUCUGAGUAAGCAGCUGAGGAAAGAACAGGCUAACCUAACAAUCAGUUACAAGUCAUUAGCCACUGAGCAGACCCUUAAUAACCUUGCUCAUAGAACGACCUUAUCUUACAAAACUGACUUAAUGUUCUGUUCAAUAAGACAUGAAGCUGAUAUGUAGUUUGGGUGUCAUUCUCAAUAUUUUGUUCACAACACUGUGACGUACCGUAGUGAAAACUUUUUGAUGUUUAAUUAUGGACUGAGAAAUACUAAAAAAACUGUUUAGUAACUUUAGUCACAUGAAAUCUUAAACAGUUUGACAUGUUUCACUAUCAGGCAACAGAAAAAGGUGUUACUGACAAAGAGACAUUUCCUGCUUUGUGCACACUGUGAGCAAGAGGUAUGAAUGUGGUUGUGGUUUGUUUCACCAUGAGCUCACCUUUUGUUAAACAAAGAAAAAUGACAUUAUUCUUGUUUCAUGCGAAAUGUUUUCACAGGUUUCUGAGUGGCUUUGCAAAUAUAAAUACAAUGAAAUGUUCUAUUUGUGGGUUCCACCACACUGGAGGUUUUUAUGCACAUUAAUUAAAUGAAAGUUUGGGUUUGUGGUUCUUUGCAUGCAGCCACUUCCUCAAAGCUUCUUCCUGUCUGAAAGCAGAGAGAAGGCUGGACAAGAAACACUGAGAGCAGCAUCAGUACAGAACAGCUCGAUAUCUACCAGGGUCAGUACUGCAGGACUGUUAGAGGACAGUUUAAACUCCUGCUCAGCGUCUCAGUCCUCUCAAGAUGUCCUCAGAUAUUUAUGCUGAACCAGAUCUAUCAACGAAGGUGAGAUACAGCAGAAAGGAGGACAGAGCAGAGUGGGAGCAGAGGGAGGUGAAUAUCUACGAGAGUACAGAUGAGAUCAGAGAUAGUUAUGUUCAUUUUAAAUCAGAGGAAGGAGGACCACAGACUCAGAGUCCUCCUUCAGUCCAGAAGGGCUCUUUCAGAUGUGCUACACUGGCUCUAAGAGUGCUGUGCCUCCUGAUGUUAGCUGGGAUCAUCAUCCUGUCCAUAUGCUAUGCUUUGAACAAGAGUCAACUCCAGGAUGAACUUCAAGACACAAAAACCAACCUGACUCAGUUACAGAGCAGUUAUGAUAAACUGAGUAAAAACCACAGUCAGCUACAGGAAGAAGUGAAGAAGCUGAAGGAGAAGAUAGAAGAGAAGUGUCCUGAUCGAUGGACGAGAUUUGGAAGCAGCUGUUACUUUAAAUCCACUGAGAGGAAAACUUGGUCUGACAGCAGGAGAGACUGUCAGGAUAAAGGAGCUGAUCUGGUGAUGAUAAACAGCAAAGAGGAACAGGAAUUUAUCAAUGAACUGAACAUGAGAGGAGAGUCCUGGAUUGGUCUGGAAGCCAAAUGGAAAUCAGGAGGAUCUAAAUGGGAAUGGGUGGACGGAUCAGCGCUGACACAAACGUUCUGGGCAGAAGGACAUGAGAUUCCCAGUUAUGGUUACUAUGGAGUCUGCUGUGACAGUGAUGGGAAAUGGACAGGGUCAUUUGGAUAUAAUUUUGGUGAUCGUGUUUCAAAGACCUUCAUCUGUGAGAAAUGAGUUUGGUGCUUUAAUGUAAAUGUUUGAAUAAUCCAACCAAAGACACCUCACUAUGAAAUGUCCUGCAUGAGCCUCAGACUCAGCUCACAGUUGUUACUUGUUCAUUCUGCAUCAUAUAUUGAUUACAUAUAUUGUCCCUCUGUGCUCUGUGCUGUACAGUAAGGUUGGAAGUCAUCCACACAAAAACUUGAAGUACUUCAUUACUCUGUAGUUCCAGCAAAUUGUUCUAAUAAAAGUCAAAGUGCAGCUUGUCUUUACUUUGGUUUACUUGGUUUCUUCAUCAGUCUGUUGGUCCUAAAACUUCAGUAAAUGUCUUCUUGAGUUUCUCUCAAACGGCUGAAAGUAGCUGCUUCUUACUUUUAGCUACAAAUCAGGAACCAAGAGACUGAAACCAGCACAAAUUCAGUUUGUCAAACUUACAACGUGUGAAUAAGUGAAGAUGAAUCUGUUUAAAACAACUUUCCUUCUUCUUCUUCACUUACAUCCAAACACAACUUUACCUUCCUGCUUAGUUUGCAGCGAGCUGCCUGCACAGCGUUAACACACUGAAGGUCAAAGUUCAUGUCAGCAUGACAGAAAGAAAAAGUGCAGAAACAACAACCCUCACAGUGGACACGGUUACAGUCUGAUGACUCUGAACAUGACUCGGGUCUUUUUGUAAUGUGGGCCUUAGUCGUCUGUCAUGAAUCAGACAGUUUCAGAGCCAGUUUCCAUGUGACACACUUCCUGCUUUGGACCCUUUACCUGCAGCCUGUAUGUGUCCACAUGUGAUUGGUGCAAAGCUGACCUUUAACUAAUGACCACAGACCCUGGUUGUGUUUCACUUCAGAUGAUUUUCAGCAUUUCAUUGAAUUCUAACUGCAUCAAAGACAUUUCAGCGUUUCAAUUCAUCAAACUGACUUCAGAUCUUGUUGCAUGCUGUUAGUUUCUCUGCUGGUAAACUCGAAAUAACUGAAGAGUUCACACUGACGCCAUAUUUCCUGCAUCAGAAACAUUCCUCUUUGCUCAUUACUAACAAUAGAUAUUGUGUGAUGACAGCAGCUUCUGAGAAAGCUGUUUUUAUGUUGCUGCUGCUGAGUUAAAGCUGAGUGUCUGUGCUUUAUGACAAACAUUUCAAAUACAGCACAUUUGUGGCUUUGCUUGUAUUGCUGUACAAGUAUCUAUGUAUUAAUGCAUGUAAUGGAAAAGUUUUCCAAAUUAAAUGUAGAAAAGUAUUUAA